Molecule: messenger RNA, 1191 nt
Organism: Ornithorhynchus anatinus (platypus)
Lineage: Eukaryota; Metazoa; Chordata; Mammalia; Monotremata; Ornithorhynchidae
Gene: TAF11
Product: TATA-box binding protein associated factor 11
Exons: 5
Coding region: 14-622 (202 amino acids)
Biological process (GO): RNA polymerase II preinitiation complex assembly; transcription initiation at RNA polymerase II promoter
Cellular component (GO): nucleus; transcription factor TFIID complex
Molecular function (GO): protein heterodimerization activity; transcription coactivator activity
Source: RefSeq, a predicted model, not a curated record
CGCCGCCGCCGCCAUGGAGGCGGGCCGCCGGUCCCCGCCGCAGGAGCGGGCCCGGGGACAGACCCCCGCUGAGCCCGCCACACCCCCAGACCCCUCCGCGGCCCCCGCCCCCGCCCCCGAACAGCCGCAGCCGGAGGCGCCCCGGGAGCAGCGGCAGCUAAAGAACGAGGACGGGUCAGAAUUAGCCGCAGCCGGCGGGGAGGACGCUUCCCUCGAGACUCCCGCGGCCAAGAAGAUGAAGAUAGAGCCCAAAGAGAAGAAAGACAAAAAGCACAAAGUCGAUGAAGACGAGAUUCAGAAAAUGCAGAUCCUCGUUUCUUCCUUCUCCGAGGAGCAGCUAAACCGCUAUGAAAUGUACCGCCGGUCAGCAUUCCCCAAAGCAGCCAUUAAGCGGUUAAUCCAGUCCAUCACCGGGACGUCCGUCUCUCAGAACGUCGUCAUUGCCAUGUCAGGCAUAUCCAAAGUCUUUGUCGGGGAGGUGGUAGAGGAAGCCCUGGAUGUCUGUGAGAAAUGGGGAGAACUGCCUCCGCUCCAGCCCAAACACAUGCGGGAGGCCGUGCGGAGGCUCAAGUCCCGGGGGCAGAUCCCCAACUCCAAACACAAAAAGAUCAUCUUCCACUGAGCCACCGGCCAGGCAGCCUACGGGGACGAACGACGGGCGGACGCCGGCGGAGGCGGGAAGAGAGCGGGAUUUCCUCGGACAGCUGCGGCCCCACGGUGUCCGUCACGGCCCUCCUGGGCUCCAGUCGUCCUAGAAUCCCAGCUGGCCCUAGGAGACGGCAGCCCGUUCCAGACCGGCCACCCGGCCGGCCGCAGCCCACCACCCCGGGUCGCCGCUGCGGUCGGACGGAGCCCAGCCUCGGGCGACCUCGGAAACGGAGGCUCCCCGUUCUCGCGGAAUAAAGGAGCCUCCCCCCUCCCCCCCAUCCCCCCCCCCCCGGGGGGGUCUGUACCUCGUUCGGGCUGGUGCCCGCGGGGGACCCAGACCGAGGCCGGGACCUCGUCUCUCCGGUUUCCCCACGGGACGGGCCCAGGAGCACCCAAAUGGAUUUUUGACGUCGGGCAGCCGCACUGUGAAAUGGCUUCGUUGAAGGGCGAGUAGAGUGACAGACUAUUUUAUUGAAAACUAAGGGGUUCUCAGUGUUUGCUCUUCCUGUUCCUCAUGCCCAUUAAACCCUUCUCCAGCUUGCA